Oncorhynchus gorbuscha (pink salmon) is the source of this 1301-nucleotide messenger RNA. Its product is annotated as ras-related protein Rab-10-like. NCBI's taxonomy places the organism in Eukaryota, Metazoa, Chordata, Actinopteri, Salmoniformes, Salmonidae. Gene Ontology annotation, molecular function: GTP binding; GTPase activity. The transcript is spliced from 6 exons. Gene Ontology annotation, biological process: cellular response to insulin stimulus. Gene Ontology annotation, cellular component: recycling endosome; Golgi apparatus; insulin-responsive compartment. The record is from RefSeq and is a predicted model, not a curated record. Bases 527 to 1132 code for a protein of 201 amino acids.
UAGGCGUGUAUGUAAACUAGGGUGUCGCCGAGGUGGCUGUAUUCGAAGGCGACAGUCUAUUCGACUAAUCAUUUGACAAAACAAAUAAUGUGAUAAGAUCGGUAAUUUGACCUCCAAAAAUUUAUAAUUCUUCUUGAUCGAGAGUCCCAAAAUGUUUGGAAUAGCGGGGUAUGCCGAUCAGUUUAAUGAGCUCGGUGGUAGUUUGAAGAAAGAGUAAGUCGGGGAGCCAUUUUGUCUCGGCAGGGUGAGAGAAAGAAAAGGGGAAUCACACGGGAGAAUAUACUUUUUUAUUCACAUGCUGUAAGAGAAACGGUUCUGUUUUUGGAAAUAACAUUAGUUACACAUCGGAUACGGUUGCGACACUCUACCCUCUGCGAUAUUUAGUUAACUUAUCAAACUAACUCGGACAUCAACAAUAUCAUAAUCACAGGCUGAUAUUCCACCUCUCUGCUCGUAACUCGCGCUGCCUCUCUAGACCUGCGGGAGAUAGUUUAACGUCUGUCCGGUGAACACAUCUGGUUUGUCGAUGGCGAAGAAGACCUACGACCUGCUCUUCAAGCUCCUGCUGAUCGGGGACUCGGGCGUGGGGAAGACCUGCGUGCUGUUCCGCUUCUCAGACGACGCCUUCAACACCACCUUCAUCUCCACCAUAGGAAUAGACUUCAAGAUCAAAACUGUUGAACUCCAAGGAAAGAAGAUCAAACUACAGAUAUGGGACACAGCUGGUCAGGAGAGGUUCCACACCAUCACCACGUCCUACUACCGAGGCGCCAUGGGCAUCAUGCUGGUCUAUGACAUCACCAACGCCAAGAGCUUCGAGAACAUCAGCAAGUGGCUCCGCAACAUCGACGAGCAUGCCAACGAGGACGUGGAGAGAAUGCUGCUAGGCAACAAGUGUGACAUGGAGGACAAGAGGGUGGUACCAAAAGCCAAGGGAGAGCAGAUUGCCAGAGAACAUGGUAUUAGGUUUUUUGAGACGAGUGCCAAGGCCAACAUCAGCAUCGAGAAGGCUUUCCUCACGCUAGCAGAAGACAUCCUCAGGAAGACGCCCGUCAAAGAGCCCAACAGUGAAAACGUGGACAUCAGCGGUGGGAGUGGAGUCACAGGAUGGAAGAUCAAGUGCUGCAGUUAGAACAGCCCUCUGUCCCUCCCUCACACACACUGACAUGCACACUCUUUAUCUCUAGUAGCUAACUCUCUAACACUCAUCCCCUCGAUCUUUUGUCAUCAAUUCUCUUGACCAAUUCUCUCUUGUCCCCUAUCUCUCUCUUCUCCCCUGUCCCCUCGCUCUCUCUCUCUCU